CCAGAGACAUAUUCGAGUGUAGUAUUCGAGUACACAGCAUUUGCUCGAGUAUAUUGUCAGUGUCAGUACAAGCGAGUUAUUUCGGCAAACAAAAUUCUCCGAAACGUUAAUUUAAUACCAAUUACCGCCCGCAACUAUAACCGUAACUAUGCCGGAAACAAAAACCAAUACGAUCCCCAGUCCCAGUGAUGGACGCGACAACGUCGAGGAUGGAAUGGCGGCCGCCAAUCGACUGGUGGAAAGCCCCACCCAUCCGGCGACGCCAACCAACAGUCGCCGCCAGCCACGCAGCCGUCUGCCGCAGGGACGGCGAGAAGUCACCGACUUCACGGCCAGCCAGGAAGUGAAGCUAAAGGCCGGCAACAUGCGCAUGGCCAAGAUCCAGAUCAGUCUGGCCAAUCUGCGCACCGAAAUGGAGGAGACGAACAAGCAGCUGCGCAACCUCUGCAAAACCAUCAAGGUCGACGUGGACGCCGAGUAGGGUCAUGCGAAGGGUCAUCUUCUGUUAGCCAAUGAAAUUAUCUGUUGAAAAGUAGUUAAUGUUUGAGAUAGAUGUUUGAAAAAUUGGUUGCUGUAUCCAAAUUUGAAGUCCAUGAAAUAUUAAUGUAUCUAAUUCUUAAAAAUAAUACAACGGAUUGGCAAGAA
Molecule: messenger RNA, 645 nt
Organism: Drosophila persimilis
Lineage: Eukaryota; Metazoa; Arthropoda; Insecta; Diptera; Drosophilidae
Exons: 1
Coding region: 149-481 (110 amino acids)
Source: RefSeq, a predicted model, not a curated record